Molecule: messenger RNA, 2673 nt
Organism: Trichoderma reesei QM6a
Lineage: Eukaryota; Fungi; Ascomycota; Sordariomycetes; Hypocreales; Hypocreaceae
Exons: 3
Biological process (GO): nucleoside metabolic process
Molecular function (GO): protein binding; catalytic activity
Source: RefSeq, a predicted model, not a curated record
UAUACUGUCGGAUGGAUAUGCAAAGAGCCACGGUCAAUGUCGAUUGCAUUGACUAUGCUGGAUAAUAGACAUUAUCAACUGCCAGUCCCGCGUAACGACGAUUAUUUGUACACUUUGGGAACCAUUGGCUCGAGUAAAGUCGUCAUCAUAUGUCCGAAAAAGCCGAUAUCGGGCACUUCCUUGCUAGAAUCCCUAUUGACACACCUUCAGAGGGAGUUCAAUGGCAUCAAAUAUUAUUUCAUCACAGGCGUUGCCGGGGGGAUCCCUCCGGAUGUCAGGCUUGGCGAUGUUGUUAUUAGCACACCGCCAAAUCACAUUCAGAUACCCGACUUAAGCCAGAGGGAUCUUCAUGCGCCAAUUCUUCCAGACUGGACGACUAGGUCAGCGGCAGAGUUUCCCAGGUCCCUGCUUGCUGCUUUGAGAAAGGUGGAAGUGCAGCACGGCCAAUUUGGGCUGAGAAUAACAGAACAUAUCGACAAAGCGAAGAAUGCGUUGUCUACCAACGGCUUGAUAUAUCUCAAGUCUGAUCGGCUAGAGGACCUUCUCUUUAACUCAGCUUAUGAUCAUGUGGAUAGUACUACUAACAGUAUUGCUGAUAUCUCAAGUCGACCUGGUGCCGAACAAGGCUUGGAAAGACCAUGUGGCUCUUGCGACAUGCUGCAAUGCAUUCACAGAUUACCGCGAGAAAGACACGUCUAUUGUGGCACAACUAUUUCCAGCGAUAAAGUGUUUUGGGCUGCUCUCGAGCGAGACAGUUUGAGAACUCGACUAGGCCGCGAUAUUUGGUUCCCAGAUGCCAUAUGCCUAGAGACAGACGCAACAGGCUUUAUGGGCAAAUUACCUUAUCUAUUAGUCCACGGCAUUUCUGACUAUGCGGAUUCACACAAGAAUGCCAGCUGGAUGGAUCAUGCCACAGCUGCAGCAGCCGCCUGCGUGAGAGAACUCCUCAUGCCACUUCGCGGUAAGUCUGGUUGUAUGCGGGUACCUGGUGAAGCCUUCUUCUGCCAUGGAAUGCCUGGAUCUGGAAAAUCUGUCCUUGCAGCGGCUGUUAUUGACAAACUUGGCGAGAUAUUCCAUUCAGACUCAUCAGUCAGGAUUUGCUAUAUCUUCUGCAAAUCUUGCGCGCCAGAACCGAGCGUCUUGAGCUUAAUGGCCAGCAUAUUGAGGCAGAUGUGCCAGGUUCAACCUUCUUUACCACAAGCUUUCCAGGACUUGUAUGAUGUUCAUAGCAAGCAAGGCACGAUGCCCUCAGUGGAUGAUGUCUGCAGUGCAGUGGAAGAACUCGUCCGUAUGUCGUCACGAACCUUCAUUGUUGUUGACGCGCUAGACGAGUUGGAACCAUCGACCGCACAGCAAUUCAUUUCGCGACUCUUCUCUGUACAGCACCAUACGCAAGCAAAUAUCUUCGCAACGUCAAGAUUUAUUUAUAAUAUUGUGGAGAGGUUCAAGAAUCGCCAGGCCCUGAUCAUGGAGAAUUGCGCAAGGGAGAGUGACGUUGAGAGAUAUCUAGACAGCAACAUGGAACGGAUGCCGAUGUUCGUUCGUGCCAGUGCCGAAGCCCAAUUGGAGCUGAAGAGGAUUAUAGUUGGAUCUACAAAUGGAAUGUAUUCUCUUUUCGAAUCAGCAAGGGAGUGUACGACACUUGAGGGCAUGCAACAGAGCUUGUUUCAUUGCACACGACAUGACGGAUAUCUGGAAGAGACAAUGAUACGACUUCGACUCCAGGAGCCGGACCACGUAGAUUCUUCUUUACAGGUUCUCACGUGGACCACAUUUGCUUUCCGACCCCUGACAAUCAAAGAACUACAGCAUGCCCUUGCAAUCGAGCUGGGCAACUCAAGCCUCGACCAGGAGGAUAUCCCUCAUGAGGCCUUCAUUCUCUCGGACUGCUGUGGGUUAGUCAGCCUCAAUGCAAGCACCCAGAGAGUUGAAUUAUGCCAUCCCUCAGUGCUUCAUUUCCUCAAGGCGCACACCAGCACAUGGUUUCCCGACGCUUCGUUCUACAUCACCAAAGCUUGCCUCACAUAUCUCUCGUUCGACACAUUUGCAACAGGAAUGGCUCAGAGCGAAGAAGAAUACAACAAACGCUUGCUUCUCAAUCCCUUUUUUGAGUAUGCGAGCCUCUUCUGGGGAGCUCACGCCCAGGAUGAACCGGACUGGACCUAUAUCCUGAAUUUCCUUGGAAAGCAGCAGAAUGUUGCAGCGGCGGCCCAAGUUUACUUCAAGAGCGCAUUCAAGGCUUCGCUCUCUGAUAUGGCAGAAUUUGGACAGCCGGUUGGGCUGCACUUGGCGGCGUGCUUCGGCCUGAUUGAGGCGGCAAACGACCUCCUCGGCACUUACGACGUAAACCUCAAAGGUUUUGCGGAUUGGACAGCACUACAACUCGCCACUAUGUUGGGACAAGAGGCCAUGGCAGAGUUUCUCAUUCAUCAACACGCUGACAUUGAAUCCAAAGACUCGCUAGGACGUACAGCACUGUCUCUUGCUGCCAUGAGGGGCCGAGACUCCAUCGCGGACCUACUCAUCAAGCACGGUGCCGAGGUCCAAUUCCAGCAUCAUGACGGCCUUUCGCCGUUUUGGCUAGCCAUUGAACAAGGGGAUGAAAGCAUGGCGCAACUGCUCCUGGAGCACGGAGCUGAUAUCGAGAUGGAGCGUCCAAAUGGCCAGACGCCC